UCGACGUACACAGUGAAGCUGGUGAAUCCCGACGGCGAGCAGGUCGUCGAGUACGACCCGUCGGGCGGGGACUUCCUCCUCGACUACCUCGACGAGCUCGACAAUGCCGACGACUACGCCGAUCUUCCGUACGCCUGCCGCGCGGGCUCGUGCAGCGCCUGCGCAGGGAAGCUCGUCUCGGGCACGAUGGACACCUCCGCGUGCGGCUUCCUCUCGGAGGAGCAGAAGGCCGCCGGCUGGGUCCUCACAUGCACCGCCAAGCCAACCUCGGACUGCGUCAUCGAGACCCACAAGGAGGACGACAUG
Emiliania huxleyi CCMP1516 is the source of this 306-nucleotide messenger RNA. RefSeq lists its product as hypothetical. The transcript has a single exon. Gene Ontology annotation, molecular function: 2 iron, 2 sulfur cluster binding; electron transfer activity. Gene Ontology annotation, biological process: electron transport chain. The annotation marks the transcript as partial. NCBI's taxonomy places the organism in Eukaryota, Haptophyta, Isochrysidales, Noelaerhabdaceae. The record is from RefSeq and is a predicted model, not a curated record.